Boleophthalmus pectinirostris (great blue-spotted mudskipper) is the source of this 2033-nucleotide messenger RNA. Its product is annotated as LIM domain only protein 7-like. The transcript has 3 exons. The record is from RefSeq and is a predicted model, not a curated record. Lineage: Eukaryota; Metazoa; Chordata; Actinopteri; Gobiiformes; Gobiidae. Gene Ontology annotation, biological process: regulation of signaling; regulation of cell adhesion. The coding region runs from base 231 to 1583 and encodes 450 amino acids.
GUGCUUGUUUAAGUUUACAUCAGCCAUAACCUUAUGCAGUAUGACUCGAUUAUGCUCUUUCUAACUUAGCAAUCUGUCUGGUUUCUUUCUGCGAUUGAUGUGGAUUUUCAGUUGCAAUGCUCCUCAGUUUCUAGGCUUGCAGGGUCAAGCUAUGAGCAUAACAGAUAAAAAUUUGCCUCAAAGUUUGGUUUUACAGCUUGCAAUGGUUCACUCAUCCUGCAUCAUCUCACAUGAGUUGUGACUGGCUGAGAAAAGCCUGCUGUUUGUGUGAUUGGUGUGCUGUGCUUUCUAAAUGCUGCUGUGACAUGUUUGGUUGGCUGUCUCUUUUGAGCAGUACAACUGGUGCCUAUGACUGUGGACAAACACACUCCCCCCAGCGCUCUGUGAGGGUGGACCACCACACUGGCGUGUCAACUGACAGUCUGUUCAGGGACUAUGAUGACUCAGAGGACUCAGAUGAUGAGGUGGGCCACGCUGACCCUGUUCAAGAUGAUCUGUACGCCCGCAAGAUAGGCACCAAACCCCAGCCUCCAGCUUUGUCCCAUGACAAAUUCCUACCCAAAUUUUGGACACCUGAAGAGGACAUCCACAUUCAGAAAAUAAAACUGGGCUCACAGAAAAGACCCUGGUACAAGAAGAUGCAAGGACUCAGCUACAAGAAAUCAGACUCGUCUUCAGAUGAUUCGGACUGCGACAUCAGUCCGUGGCUCUCCUCGGGGCGCUCCUCCUCUGGUCCUUCUCAGUCCCUCUCAGAUAGGCCCUCUGCAGCUCACCCCACCCUGGUUGUGGGGAAAAGUUCCUAUAUUGAACCCAACUCCCCACCACUACAACUUCCUGUGAUACAAUCCCCUGUGUUAGAGCCACCUCCUUUAGUGUUUCCCCCUGUGGACCCCACCUCAGGUCCCAAGUUGGUCAAAUGUGAGAGAUGGCCCCUCUAUGGGCGCCAAGACCCCCGAGAGCCUCCUGACCAGUUGGACUAUGACAGCUUAUACCCUGACUUGGAGAAUGAUGACAUGUUUGCCAGAAGGACCCUUGCUUUUCAGUCUAACACAGAUCUGGCAAUGUUGAAAUUACCCAUCAGGCCUCCACGCUACUCAUCAGAACCCCAGCUAAAUAUUAUAACUCGAAAGCUUGACCGCAACAGCACAGAGGAGGGGGAGGAGGAGGUCUUCCCUGACAUAGAAGAAGAUGAUGUGGUUUAUCGUAAGGAAAAAACAUCCCACGAGCAGCGCCCCCUAUCCGGUGCCCCAGAUAACUACAGCCCCAUGCCUAUCCCAGAACCUUGGACUCUACCUCCUGAAUUAAAAGCCAAACUCCUUUGCCCUCCAUGCCCUUUAACCCAGGAAAUAGAACACAAUAAAGCAAAUAAACUUGAUAAAGAGAUGCGCCCUGAUACGGAUGAUAUGCUGGUUCGCAAGCUGGAGGUGUGCAAUAGAGUUGCUUUGACCAAUCAAAAGGGUCCAUCAGUGCCUUCGACCUGUAGUGAGGAGGAUUUGCAAAAAUGGCAGACUAUCAGAGAAGCCAGUCAGCUUAAACACAGGAAGAAGCUUUUGCUGGAAAGACUGGCUGCAUUAAGGACAUAGAUAGACUUGACUGGACGGGAACAGAUUUUACGUCUGUGGACAUUGGUACUUUUCCAUUACAAAGAUUGGAUGAUGUGUUAUAUUUUUGUUGGAGACAACGAUUGUCCUGCUUGUUGUGUUACAAUGGGAGAGGUGGUGCCAAAUGAAUCAUUCAGACUUGUCCAAUAGAAUGACUGUAUUGUGGAUUUGUUGUAUUUUCUUUUCUGUAUUUUACCAACAAACUAUAUUUAAGAAGAAUGAAGUUAUGUUAAGUUAUUAAUAUAUGACAAAAAUAUAUGACAAGAAUAUAUGAAAAUAAAUCUGUCAGUAAAGAUAAGCUAGUUUUUGAACAAUGACACUGGAAUUUACAGUAUUCAUGAUAAUGCAAUGUGUGUUUAAAGUUUGGUUUAUGAACAAAGUAAUAAUGAGAAGGGAACGUAAUGUUACAAAUAAAUGCACAGUAUACAUUUG